UUUUCUGGGUAGAGGCUACACGUCCACAUGUUGUAGACUUGUAGACAUUUUCUUUAGUGUUUGCCAAUGUUGAAAUUUUCCCCCUAAUUCCUUCAUUUCCAUCAGUCGACGUCGAAGACUACGUGGUUUCAAGUUACAUUCUUUAAGUAAUCCCAGAUAAAAGAUAUAUAACUUGCAACCAUGUCUCAAGUCCAAGGAGUUCAAGCAACUCAGCCACCCCCAGCAACAGCAGGAGUUCCUCCGGGUAUGAACCAGACAAACCCAAAGGUAGUCAGUGGUCCGGCUGCUGCUGCUGGUGGUCCUGGAAUGCCAACUGGUGCUGUACCGUCCUCGACUACUGGUACUGUUACUCCACCAGUUGCACAAACUAUAUCACAAAACAUGGCAAACCCCAAAGAGAAAACCCCCAUGUGUCUGCUCAACGAGUUAGCCCGUUAUAACAAGACACAGCCCCAAUAUAAACUACAAGAUGAGUCUGGUCCAGCCCAUCAGAAAACUUUUAAUGUAUCACUUACGUUGAACAACCAAGUCUAUGAUGCUUCUGGAUCUAGUAUCAAAAAGGCUCAGCAUGCCGCUGCAGAAAUAGCGCUCCAGAAGUGUGGUUUACCCCGACCGAAGCCACGCCCGCCUAGGGUCUUGUAUAAUGGUAAUCCUAAUAGUAUGACCCCUACCGUAGAAUUGAAUGGUCUUGCUAUGAAACGAGGGGAGCCUGCGAUAUAUCGUCCCAUUGAAGCCAAUCCUAGAGGACCUCAACAGGGAUAUUAUAAUAGGCCACCUCCCAAUUAUAACUUUAGAGGAAUGUACAAUCAAAGAUACCGUUACCCUAUGGCAAGGCCCUGUUAUGUAUCCCUUACUGUUGGUAACCGUGAAUUUAUUGGUGAUGGCAGAACUCGUCAACAGGCCAGACAUAAUGCUGCCUUGAAAGCACUCAAAGUUUUGAGGAAUGAACCUCUACCUGAGGGUGCCUUGGAACUACUACAAAAUCAACAACUUCUAGAACAACAACAGCAGCAGCAGCAGCAGCAGAGUGCUGAGGGUGUCAAACUUGAUGUUGUUGAUGGAGAUGACAAUGACGAUGAUGAAUCAAAGUCUGAAAUUAGUCAAUGUUAUGAAAGUGCUCAUAGGAGGAACUUGCCUAUUUCAUUCGAGGUGAUCAACGAAAGCGGCCCCCCUCACAUGAAAACUUUUAUAACACGCUGUACUAUUGGAGAGUAUUCAGCGGAAGCUGAGGGCAACGGUAAAAAGGUAUCAAAGAAACGAGCUGCUGCUAAAGUCCUAGAACAACUGAAAGUUCUGCCAGCUUUACCAGUCAUUGAGAAGCCAAGACCUAGGUUCAAGAAGAAGAAACCUAAAUCUCUGGUACAGCAAAGCAACCAAGACUAUGGCCUAGGAAUGAACCCUGUAAGUCGUCUUGUACAAAUCCAGCAAGCAAAGAAAGAAAAAGAACCUGUUUUCACUCUACUACAAGAACGAGGUCAACCACGUAAACGAGAAUUCAUCAUGCAGGUCACAAUUGGUAGUAAUCAAUGCACUGGUAUCGGGCCUAACAAAAAAAUGGCAAAGCGGGCUGCUGCUGAAGCAAUGUUACAAUUACUAGGAUAUCGUAGUACACCACCCUUGCCAAAUAAAUCUGCUUUGAAGACAGAAGGAGGUGAAACACCAAGUUCUGAAGAGAAAUCCACAAAUGGUAGAAAGGUGACAUUCGCUGAUUCUAAGUUGGGAGGUGAGAAAAGAUGUGUAAUAAUAAGGUUAUUAUCUUACUUUGUAGUUUUAAACCGUGCACCUGGCGGUCAUCUCGGAGUAGAUAGUUGUAAAUCUAUGGCAACGACUGCAACUAUUGCUAAAGAGCUAUUGAUUAAUGGCAAGUCGCCUACUGCGGAUGCUCUCAUCAAAAGUGGCACUGGACCUAAAACUGAACAGAAACUACUACGACCUAAACAGCAAUUGAUGUUCCUUGCUGAAAUUCAGGGACUACAGGUAGAAUUUACAGAUUUCCCAAAGGGUAAUAAACCAGAGUAUCUGUCUCUGGUUUCUAUUGCUACCAACCCGCCAUUAGUUGCACACGGGGCUGGUCCUACUGUGGACUCGUCUUACGAUGCUGCAGCUCUGCAAGCAUUGAAAUCGUUGACAGAUAUGGACAUAGGUAGUUUGAAGCAAGGAGAACUUGUCAAACCAGAAGAGAUUAAAAUAACUGAUCCUACCAUGAAACCGGACAUAAGAACUGAUGAAACAAGGGAUCAGAAAACUGCUAACUCGUUGGACAAAAAGACAAUUCUGGGAAAGCCAUCUGGGACUGAGGCGUAAGAUGGUCACGCCUCAUCCCAGUGUUAAAUACUGAAGACAACAAUUACCUAUACUCUAAGACAAACUUAGAUAUAUUUUUUUUUUAUGUUUUAUUUUUUUUUUGAUUCAUAAAAUGAAUCAAAAACUUGUACAAGAUUUUUGUAGGUUUUACAAAAUGAUGCAAGACUGGCCCAAAUAUUGAAUAACUUGUGAAAUUAAUUCAUUUAUUAAGCUCAUAAUUUUCUAGUGUGUGUUUUCCGAUUUUAUAGUUGGUUAAAAACAAACAAGUUAACCAAGCUUCUUUCAAAAAGAUGAAAAAAUAUACAAAAUAAUUUUUAAAAAAAUAUUUCAAGUUAGGGUAGGUUAUAAAUAAUAUACAAUUUUAUUCUUAUUUUGUUAUUAUUACAUGCCUUUAUCAAAAUGCGAUAUGUGGUUUAGAAUAAGAAUUUUGCAGUCACUUGAAGUUUGUGUUGACCAUUGUCGCUUGUAAUGCCCAUGGCUUAUGCUGCUAACGGUUGAUCAAACAUUUGACUGGAUUUUGAUAACCAUUAUAUCUGACUGCCUAGAAAAGUCAACCAAGAGGCAUGUAAUAAAAAUAUUAGGGUCCAAAUAAUGGCACGUUUGUCCUUAAGGUAAAAGGAGAACAUUGAAUGAAUGAAUGUCCAUAUUUGGUCUUGUGUAACUUUGGACCAGUCUUUCUAAAAUGUCAUCGUUUAUGAGUAGACAAUUAUCAAGUCAGUUUUUUUAUCACCAUUAAUUCUAAGGUGUGUAUCAUUUUAUCGAUUUCUAAAUCAUAGUGUCCAAGUAAUUUAUGGCACAUUUACGAUAACCAAAUUAAUAUGGUAGAAUUUUAUUUUAAGCUUAAAAUAAUGUACUGUAUAUAAUGCGUUGCUGGACCCAUGCACAAUUGGAAAAUUUAAUCUUGAGCCAUCUUCAUUGUCUUGCAAUGUUUUCAUUUCUGUAACGAUUUAAAAUGAUGUAAACUGACUUUUUGUUUGUUUCUUUCUCAUAAAGCGAUUAUUUGUUAACCCCUUGUCAUGGAUCCAAUGCCACAUCUGCUUCAUGUAUAAAUUAUUUUUUAUUUUUUAAUAUUUUAAAAAAUCCGACCUUAGUUUUGAAACUACUGUGGUUAUUUUGCAUGAUUCAUGUGAAGGGGUAUAAGAAGUUAUUUUUUAUUCGUGCAAGACCUGAAAAUCUGUUCAAAUCUUGCACCUUUUCCAGUCAGUGGCAGGGUGUUCAACCAAGGGUUGACUUCUUGGGCAUUUCAGGUCCUGUUAGAUUAAUAAUCAUUAUGUUAUUUGUUGUCUUCAUGUAUAAUACUAAUGUUAAGAGUAGUUUUAGAUUUUUCAGACAUACAGCAGAGGAAACUAAAAAUAACGUUGACGUGUCUUAUCAACUCAUUCAGGAGGAUUCUGACGGUUCUUUCAUAGUCUUUGGGUUUCAGAUGUGUAGAAGCCAUGUUUUCAACAUGCUUUUCAUUAGUCUGAAAUACAGGACUGAUUUAGAGGAAACAGUGGCUGUCAAUUUUCGAAUUUCGGCAUGUGUAAUUACAAAAAAAAAAAAAUCAUUUUAUUUACCCUUUCCUGAAUGAAAUGUUUACUUUCCUGUGUUGUAUGAAAAAACAGAAAAGUUUUUACAAAUAAUUGGGAAAUGAUACAAUUUAUCCACUACAUUGUGUUUAAACUUGCAAUUAAAAUGUGUCUGGUAUUUUACUUGUAAGUGGCUUUAAAACUGUAUUAUUUCCUUAUGCGGUUAUUUACAGUGGGUGGAGAAGAGUUGAAAAUCUAAGAAUCAUCACACAAGUCAAGUGUAUCUAUCAAAUAACUUGGUGUGAAAUAAAAUGAAUAUGAAAAUGCAC
Messenger RNA from Saccoglossus kowalevskii, 4141 nucleotides. RefSeq names its product double-stranded RNA-binding protein Staufen homolog 2-like. Gene Ontology annotation, cellular component: neuron projection; plasma membrane; cytoplasmic stress granule. The record is from RefSeq and is a predicted model, not a curated record. Gene Ontology annotation, biological process: intracellular mRNA localization; germ cell development; anterograde dendritic transport of messenger ribonucleoprotein complex. Gene Ontology annotation, molecular function: double-stranded RNA binding; mRNA binding. Lineage: Eukaryota; Metazoa; Hemichordata; Enteropneusta; Harrimaniidae.